UCCGACACAAGUGUGGCCAGCAAGGGGUUUGAACUGCAGUGGUCCCAGUUUACCAAUACUACCAUAAGUAGCAUCACAACUGAUGCGGGUGGUAUGGGGCUUACAACUGCAAGACAUCCAACACCUGCUAGUACAUGGAACGCAGACACAACCAGGCAUACAGACAAAGUCACUGCAGCUAGUGUCCAAACAAGCAGCCACCCAGUAACUGGUAAAAGCACCACCCAACAGAAAGGCAUAGUCACUGCAACCACAAAGGGCAGUGGAGGCCCUGCAACUACUACAAGCGCCACACGGCGGCCAGGCAUAGUCACUUCAGCCACAGGAGGUGAUGGAUCAUCAAGGGUUACAUCGGUGGGAUCUCUGGCAACUACAUUGCUGACAAGCUCUACCAAGACUUGGGACAACUUCACAGUCAACACUGAAGAGUACAUGGAGAACAUGAUCUGUUACGUGUGUGAGGGAAUGUCGUCUGGGUGUUUAACAGGAGAAGGUCUGGAAGACUUUGCAACGGAGUGCCAACAGAACGAAGCUUGCUGGGUGGAACGUAUUGGAGCAGGAGAUCUGGAGGGGAAAGCUGUGUACUACCGCCGCAGCUGCCAGCCUAGGUGCACCGAGUACUGGCAGGAGGAAGUCUGUAUGACUGCUGAUGGGCAAGCAAAGGUGUGCAGGCUGUGCUGUACGGAGGACAGGUGCAACACUCAUGUCCUGACUGGUCAUAGCGCGGCUCAGUCCCCGGGUAGAAGUCAUACAGACACAACCGUGGCAUCUUUCAAGCUGGUGUCUAUCCUGGCACUUACAGUGUGCCUGGAUAUUCUGGCAAUAGCCACUUAAUGAGAGGAAAUAAAGUAACAGGAAAUGCAGUUUAGCGAGGGUAUUAGUAACUUGAAAGUGACCAGCAGUUAAAGUGACCAACAUGUAAAACAGGACAGUUGCUGUUUCAUUACAAAUGGGCAAAUGCCAACCACAUAACCAUCAACUUAAUAAGAAUUUCUGUCAUUACUUUUUAUGUACAUGUACCUACGUAUUUGUUACCUUGAUGGGAACAAGAUUAUCAAUAUGAUUCAUGACCAAUGAAGACUGUGCUGGAGGGUUCACAUGCCCAGAGAUGGCAUGGGCAGAGAAGGCAUGAUGAUGUAUCUACUGUUUAAAAACAUAAACUUUUAUCAUUCACAAAAUAGGUUUUUAUACCACACACUACUAGCAUGCACACACAC
Branchiostoma belcheri (Belcher's lancelet) is the source of this 1217-nucleotide messenger RNA. RefSeq lists its product as uncharacterized. Lineage: Eukaryota; Metazoa; Chordata; Leptocardii; Amphioxiformes; Branchiostomatidae. The transcript has 4 exons. The record is from RefSeq and is a predicted model, not a curated record. The coding region runs from base 94 to 834 and encodes 246 amino acids.